This is a messenger RNA of Arachis duranensis, 1787 nucleotides long. RefSeq lists its product as uncharacterized. The coding region runs from base 1 to 1569 and encodes 522 amino acids. The transcript is spliced from 2 exons. The record is from RefSeq and is a predicted model, not a curated record. Lineage: Eukaryota; Viridiplantae; Streptophyta; Magnoliopsida; Fabales; Fabaceae.
AUGAGUGAGAGAAAGAAAAAGGCAUUACCCAAGGUUGAAGACAGUGAGUCUUAUGACUGGGUAGAUAGUGAUGUUCAGAUACGGGCUUCGCUUUUCUUAGAUGUAGAUAGUGUUGGCAGAGUGGUUUUGUCCAGGAUAGUGAAACCAGGGUUUCGUCUUGAAUUGUUGCCAUGCAGUCGGUCUGAUCGAGUCUAUCAUAGGAGGAAAGAUUUUGAGAGUUUUUAUAUGUAUAGCCCUGUGUUGGAGGAGUUGCGUGUUAAGCUUCCGUUCUCCAACUUUGAGUGUGAUGUUAUGACACAGAUGAAUUGUGCUCCCUCUCAAAUCUAUCUUAACGGUUGGGCAUUUAUCAAAUGUUUUGAAAUUUUGAUGGAGUUUCUUGAAGUUGAAACAUAUUUAAAGUUAUUCUUUUCACUAUUUCAAGCCAAGGGUGUUUGGAAGGGGUUGUGGAUAAAUCUGAAUAGCACCCCAGGUUUUUCUGUUUUCAAACUUUAUAAAUCAUCUUUCAAAGAUUUUAAAGAAAUGUUUCUAAAGGUAAAAUCUGUAGAUGAGGAGUUUCCGUUUUAUCUUGAUGAGCACCUGGGAGAGAAAUUUCCCAUGUAUUGGUGUUGCCAACCAAAUCAUAUACUAGGCCCCGAGCUUAUUAGUGAUCGGAAUGAAUGCAUAUUGUCUUUUCUGAUUGAAAUGGUUGAUAAGGGUGGUUUAGUGUCUGUGUCAGAGUUGCUCCCCUGGGAGGAUGACAGAUCGGCCGUUUUGGAUUAUCUAGGUGAGGAAUUUUGCGGAUGUAGGCUUUUUUAUGUGAGAUAUAUUUGUUCUGAUAUUCUUAAAAUUUUUUUUUUUGUAGCGGGGAAGUAUCCUGGAGUAUCGGCCUCAAGCCUAAGGUCUCGGUUUAAGGCAAAAAAUUUUGAAGGUUCCUCAUCAAACCUGGAAAAGGUUGAUGGUGGGGCCGAGGUUAACCAACCUUCAAAGAAAAAGGGAAUUGUGUUUAAGAAAAGGAAAACAAAUUUGGUGGAUUUGGAUGGUGGAGGAAGUAAGCAAGAGAUGUUAUCAUUGGAAGAUUUGUCGAGUUUUACCUUGAAACAAGAAAAAUUGCACGCUUUUGAUAAUGAAGGGGAGAGUUCUUCUGUUUGGUGUCCGAAGUUUCCGUUUAAUGUUGUUGCUGAUGAGGUUGUUCAAUCAUCUACCGACGUUUCUUUGGUGGAGGAGGUCGGGGACAUAGGAGUCGACCAAUUUCUGCAGGUUCUGGAGUUUCGUCUUGCUAGUAUUGGUCGCAGUCAAGAGAAGAAACACAAAAAAUUGUCAAAUGAUGCUUCUGCAGCUGUUGCUUUAAAAGAGGAGCUUCUGUUGAAAGACAAGUCCUUAUCUGAUCUGAAAGAAAAAUUUGCUGAAGUUGAAAGUGAAUUAAAGGGUGAGAAGGAAGGUCGGGAAAAGACAGUGAAGUUAUUGGCGAAGAAGGAAGAGGAUCUCAUCAGUCUAGGCAACCAAGUUAUUAAAUUGACCUCUAAAAUGAAAGAAAUGGAGAGUGCCAAAGAGGGUGACAUUCUGGAUGCAUUUGCAGAGGGGUUUGAGUGAGCUGUGACCCAGGCAAAAUUUCUUGUACCUGAGGCAGACUUCUCUGCUAUGGACCCUGGGAAAAUAAUUCGUGAAGGUGAGCUUGUUGAUGACGAGGAAGCUGCCGAGGAAGGCGAUGAUAACUUAGCUGAUUAGGGCUUUUAUUAGCAUUUUGGGCUGUAUUUUUGUGGAACCUUGCCUCUUACUUUUUGGAAUAGGAUCUGUUAUUUAUGUAUGUG